CCGGCUAGAUAUCAGUGGUUCGGAUUUUUUCAGGUUCGUUGAACUUCCAGAUUUGUUUAUACGUAUCACGGGGUUACAUAUGUCAGUCAAGUCAACGGUUGCGUUUCCAAUGCAGAUGCAGUAAGGACAAAGAGAUAACAGUAAUUGAUGGGCGUUGAUAAAGCUACAUACUGGUAACCCGGUUUCAUUCUUGAUAGUUUUUGAAAUGGCUAAUGCAUCAAACAAGAAGUUACUGAAACAGUUUUACAACUGCGAUAUCCUACGUGAUGGGCAAAUCGUAAGGGAGGAUUUGUGGGUUAGGAAUGGAAAGUUCGUUAACCCUGAAAAAAUUUUUUACGAUGAGAAAAUAAUGCCAGAUGUAAGGAUCGACUGUGGCAACGCUUUGAUAUCACCGGGAUAUAUUGACCUUCAAAUAAAUGGUGGAUUCGGCGUUGAUUUUUCACAUGAUGUAACUACUGUAGAAACUGGCAUAAAUAAAGUAGCCAAAGCCCUACUGGCCUACGGUGUUACCUCUUUUUGCCCUACGCUGGUAACUUCUCCUGAUGUAACUUAUUGGAAAGUUUUACCAAAAAUUAAAAAAAGAAACGGUGGUUCCGACGGGGCAACAAUAUUGGGUGUCCAUGUAGAAGGACCUUUCAUAAAUCCUGUAAAGAAAGGGGCACAUGAAGAAAAUUUUAUAAAACAAUUCAACAAGGGUCUUCAAUCUUUGCUAGACACCUAUGGAAGUUUGGAUAAUAUUUGCUACAUUACAUUGGCACCUGAACUGCCAAACUCGUCAAUUGUCAUCAAAGAUCUGUGUCAGAGAAAUAUCAAAGUCUCUGUUGGACAUUCCAUAGCAAAUUUAAGCGAAGGUGAACAAGCUAUCAAGGAUGGUGCUAGUUUUAUAACUCAUUUAUUCAAUGCAAUGUUGCCGUUUCAUCAUAGAGAUCCAGGUUUAGUAGGUCUCCUCACGUCAAUACGAAUACCACAAGAAAAAAUCGUGCACUAUGGGAUCAUAGCUGAUGGAGUGCAUACGCAUCCAGCAGCCUUGCGUAUUGCUCAUCGGACACAUCCAGAGGGCUUAGUCCUUGUUACCGAUGCUAUAUCAGCGAUGGGUCUUGAAGAAGGGGUCCAUCAGCUUGGACAACUUACUAUUCAAGUUCGUGGGGGACGCGCCUAUAUAGCAGGAACGGAUACUUUGUGUGGAAGUAUUGCGGAAAUGUCAAAAUGCGUACGAUUCUUCAAGGAAGCUGCAGAUUGUUCUACGGUUGAGGCUCUGGAGGCUGCCACGUUGCAUCCAGCCAGAGCGCUUGGUAUAGAAUCUACUAAAGGUGUUUUGAACUUUGGUGCUGAUGCAGAUUUUAUAAUGCUGAGUUCAGAACUGGAUGUAAUAUCAACCUGGAUAGCUGGUGAACGAGUGUAUUCUGUGUAAUAUUGUGAAUAAAUGAGAGACUGAUCGAAUAAGUCAAUAUGUAAGUAAGGGAACAGUUAAAAAAAAAAAAACGAAAUAGACCGGUCAGUGUCACAGCAAAUUUUACCCUAUUCCAUUGUUUAAUGAUAAUUCUUCAAAAUAUAAUGGCUGUGAAUUCUACAUCACUCUUUUAGCUUAAAGUGCCGAGGGAAAUUUAUUUUCAUACAUGAAGAAUUGAUACUGUUAUGAUGUUUAAGCAGGAGUGAUAUAUCCUAAUCAAA
Molecule: messenger RNA, 1671 nt
Organism: Diprion similis
Lineage: Eukaryota; Metazoa; Arthropoda; Insecta; Hymenoptera; Diprionidae
Product: N-acetylglucosamine-6-phosphate deacetylase
Exons: 7
Coding region: 206-1411 (401 amino acids)
Biological process (GO): N-acetylglucosamine catabolic process
Molecular function (GO): N-acetylglucosamine-6-phosphate deacetylase activity
Source: RefSeq, a predicted model, not a curated record